Molecule: messenger RNA, 804 nt
Organism: Paramuricea clavata
Lineage: Eukaryota; Metazoa; Cnidaria; Anthozoa; Malacalcyonacea; Plexauridae
Source: the annotation of a GenBank genome assembly
AUGCCGUCGGGAUCAGGCAGAGAUGAUCUACCAAAACACGAAACCUACAAAGGAAUGGAGUGGUUAAGACCAUAUAUCGAUCAUCGCUCGUCAAAAACAAACCUACACGAAGCGAAGCGGCAAAAAGUUACGAACGUAGAUGUACUUGCAAAAGCCGACUCUGAGUCUAAUACAAGCGGUGCAAACAAUACUUCUAGUGGUUUGAAUAGCGACGAAGAGCACUCGAUAACUGAAGAGACAUAUUCGAUUGAGGGUAUGCAUGAUUUAAUUGAUGAAAGUGACGUACAGACAUUGCAUGAUAUGAUUUGUGAAACUGAUGAUGACAUAACUAUUGGUGAUAAGACUGAUGCUGACUUUGUACCUAAAUCCAACAAAAAUAAAGCUAGUAUAAAGAGAAAGAGAGCUUGGAAUGAAGCAAACAAAGCGCCAACAAACGUGGAAAUGGACAAAGUGCUUUACAAUGCUGCAAAGUCAAUUGACAACCAUUUAAAAGAAAGUAAAGAUGAGCAUAGCCCUGCUAAAUUUCACAGCAACAAUGCUAUUGGGGAAGAUGAUGAGGAAACAUUGUUUUGUCGCAGUUUGAUACCAAGGCUUAGGAGAAUACUCCGUCUACAUAGAGGAUUGGUAAGACUUGAAAUUGAACAAAUAUUUUACCAAGUUGAAUGUUCUAGCUUACAAGAACAACAACAACAACCAAGGAUUGGGAGUAAAAACAGUCAAUCUACAUUUCAUUUUAUCACACAUGAAGAUAAAACAUCCCAAGAAAAAAAUAAAACAUCCCAAGAAAAAAAUACUGAACAAUAA